Messenger RNA from Paralichthys olivaceus (Japanese flounder), 2135 nucleotides. Lineage: Eukaryota; Metazoa; Chordata; Actinopteri; Pleuronectiformes; Paralichthyidae. The record is from RefSeq and is a predicted model, not a curated record.
AUCUCAGCCUACUACACCUCUUUGCACCAGGGGUCCUUAGAGUCACCGUUAAUGCCAGUUAGCUUGUCGGUGGUUAGCAGCUACGUACGCAGUCAGUUGUGGUAGAAUGAGCCCGACAGGAGUCAGGGAUGACUUGACGACAGCAGCCUCUGAAUUUUUCGACCGGUCUCUGCAUCAUUGCAGCUCAGUCGGAUAGAACGACUCCUCAACAUCCUACCAUCUGCGUAGGGCUGCUGCCCCCCCUCCCCCCAGCCUGAGCCUGUCACAUCCUCAACCUUCGAACAACCUGUGAGUGAACGGUGCUCGGGCCACAGAAGAUCCUCUGCCAACGUCGUUCAACAGAGAGAGAGACAAUGUAUUGUCUACAGUGGCUGCUCCCCGUGUUGCUCAUCCCCAAACCCCUCAACCCAGCGCUGUGGUUCAACCACUCCAUGUUCAUGGGCUUCUACCUACUCAGCUUCCUGCUGGAGAGGAAGCCGUGCACCAUCUGUGCCUUGGUUUUCCUCGCUGCCCUUUUCCUCAUCUGCUAUAGCUGCUGGGGAAACUGCUUCCUGUACCACUGCCAGGACGCCGCGCUGCCGGACGCUGCCCACGACCCAGCCAUAGUCGGAACCUAGGAGGGAAAAACGGGGAGAGAUAUCAGGGGGGAGGGUGAAGGGUGAUGAGGCUUUGCUGGGGAAUUACUGUAGAACGAUACUGCCAUGCUAUAAGAGGGGACGGACCACACUUUUGGGGGUCGGAGAGUGGUGAGGAGGUGGCGCUGAAAAACUGCUGGAGCGUUGUUCCGCUGAAAAUACAGAGUACUUACACAGAGUCUGUACUGAGGAGGAGGAGAGCCAGUAAUGGAGGUUGUGUUUUUUUAUGCUGUCAAGAAAAACUGUUUUAAAUCUGAGGUGGUCGGAGGAGAGGAGGGAGAAGCUUUAUCAUGGUGGCAGCGUAGAAACUUGAAAUGUUCGGAGAAGGACAUGUGUUGACUUGAGGAGAAAAUAAUUUUAUUUUCAGAAUCUUUCAUUCCAGCAUUUGAAUGAAAACUAGACAAUAUUAAUAAAUAUAUAUAUAUAAAUACACCACGGGUGACACGGGUGUCAUUGUGGCCGCUGUGUUUCAGGUUUCAUUAUUCUGGUUCCUCUACUUCAACAAGAGAUUCACCUUCUCGUUGUUUGAGAAUGAUUCGACGGCCUCACUCCAACUGACCCUUAUGAAAUCUCAGAGCUCGGAUGAUCGAGUUUUCACGCUCAGUUGUCUACGACCUUUCUGUUCAUGGUGGAGUCGGCCUCCCUUUCAGAGUCCAACAUUUCCCAACUCUCUCUGCACAGGUAAUGCUACCCUUCACAAGGAGAGCACACUAAACACUGGACAAUCAAUAACUAUGCUGUGAACAAUUUCUCCUUUGCCGCAUUGCCACGUACACAAACUCAGACGGCGUUACAAUGCUGAGAAACUGUCCCAUCGUUAUUACCCACAGUGCUCUGCAGCUGCUCCUCUCCGCUCAUCUUCCUCCUCCCGCCUUCGAGUGAACGUCCCCGAUCUGCCAGACUUACGAUUUGAUCUUUUUUUUGUGUUUAUUUUUUGAUUACGCAUGGGUUGACUUUACUUCUUUUUUCAUGUAUUAAGUUCACACAGAUUUUAGUGAGUUUACACAAAAUGCUGAACGUUUCCCAAAGGGUAUAAAAAUCUGUGUGUGUGUGUGUAGGGUGAAUGAAGGUUUGUGUGUUGUGCGAUUGGUCUGUUGGAGUUUUUUUUGUCUGUCUGUUUGUUUGUCUGUCUGUCUGUCUGUUUGUCUGUCUGUCUGUCUGUGUGUGUGUUUGUGAUCAAGUCAUGCUGAUGUGCACAAAAAAACGUGGUGACACAUGGAAACAAGCAGCAGGUGGCAGUAUUUCCAGCAACAAUUAGCAAUACAGUGCUGGCAGAGGAAACUUAAGUUGUUAUCAACAAGAAGUUUACUGGUGAUCAGUGUGUGUAUCACUCAGUGUUAUGUUUAACUGUUGGACACAGGCUACGGUGUUUAUACUGUGGACCUAAUGGUGUGUGAGAGAGAGAGUGUGUGUGUAGCCUUGUGUAGCAGUGCACAUCAUGCCCACUGCUACCUGAUUGCUUUGGUUUUAAUUUAAAUAAAGUUUUUUCCUCAACAUGUU